AUGCGCUGGUUUACCUUUUCUAGCAUCGCGCUCGGUGCAGCGUCCGCUGAAUACAUCACAAAUUCGUGGCAAACGCAAGAUUUUAAGACAUUGGUGACCUUUGGAGACAGCUACACGGACGAAAACCGUUUGGGAUAUUUCAUAAACCAUAAUGGUUCUGCGCCGCCAGUCGGAGUGGAUCUAGGAGUGAGCUACAAGGCCUCUACCGGCGGCCUCGUCUGGCCCCGUUAUGCCUCCAUAUACGCCAAUAGCACCCUCUACAACUACGCCGUCUCCGGCGCCGUCUGCUCCAACCAAAUCACCCCGCGCACAUUCGCCGCCAUCAACGCCCCUUUCCCGGACAUCCUUGGCUACGAACUUCCAGCCUAUCUCGCAGACUCCAAAUACGUCUCGCCCAAUGGCACCGCCUUCUUCACAGGCACCCCCGACACCACCGUCUACGCCAUCUGGAUCGGCACCAACGACGUCGGCAACAACGCCUUCCUCACCGACAGCCAGGUCGCAGGCAAAGUGCUGACCGACUAUGUCGACUGCGUGUACGACGUCGUGGACGGGCUGUACGCAUCCGGGGCCCGCUACUUCGUGCUGCUCAACCUCGCGCCCCUCAACCUCGUCCCGCAGUACGCAACCCCGGCCCAGGGCGGCCUCAACAGCUCCCAGUUCUUCACCGACAAGCAAAAUUUCUCGGGCGGCAACAUCACCGAGAUCAGCUACCGCAUGCUCGAGACGGUCGACACAGUCAACGGGAUUUACCAGUACCGCACGCCCUUUGAGACGCGCGUGAAUAACACCUGGCCCGGUGCGAAUAUUGCGAAUUUCGAUGUCAAUGCGCUGAUCACGGAUAUGUAUGCGCAUCCCGCCGAGUAUCUGAAUGGGACCGCACCGCUGAACACAACGGGCUAUGUGAUUGGCGCGGGAAAUAUCAGCAGGAGCGAUAGGGAUAGCUUCUUGUGGUAUGAUGAGCUGCAUCCGAGCGAGCAGCUGGAUCGAGUGGUGGCGAGGGAGUUUGUGGGCGUGCUUGGGGGGGAGAGCAAGUGGGCGAAGUAUUGGUAG
Messenger RNA from Paraphaeosphaeria sporulosa, 1053 nucleotides. RefSeq lists its product as uncharacterized. Gene Ontology annotation, molecular function: hydrolase activity, acting on ester bonds. Lineage: Eukaryota; Fungi; Ascomycota; Dothideomycetes; Pleosporales; Didymosphaeriaceae. The coding region runs from base 1 to 1053 and encodes 350 amino acids. The record is from RefSeq and is a predicted model, not a curated record. The transcript is spliced from 2 exons.